AUCUACUUGUAGCAUCGUUAUUAACCUCUUAGCUCACGUAGUAGAUCGUUUCUAAUGUUCGUCUUUAAUAAUCUUACGAAGGUUACCAAAAGAUAAAGUUUCUGCUUUGGAUCUUCGCCACCGUGUUUAGAUCUCGUUUAUAUCUAAAAUCUAUAUAUGUACACAUAUAUAACAGUUGUACUCAAUCUGUGGAUCCCGUAGUGAGAAUUGUUUGAAAGAAUGUCAUCAACAAUGGCGGAAAUAUCUUCUAACAAUAGUGCGGAUGAAUGUCCACCAACGAAAAAAGCUAAAAUACAAAUAGAAAAUACAUCCAAAAAUGUCAAUAGUAUACAUGAAACAGAAUUCUGCUCAUCUAUAUUCAAUAUAAAAAGGAUAUUACAAAAUAAUUGCAUGAGAAAACAAAUAUGUAUAGAAGGUGUUUUCAAAGGAUUUGAAGAUUCUGCUGUUAUCAUAUUAGAAAAACAAAAUUUUUCGGACGAUGAACAAUCAAUGACAGAAUUAUUUAAUAAAGACACAGUUUUUCAUAAACUUUAUAAUAAUGAUAUAUAUGGAAAUUAUGAGUGUUUUCCACUUAAAAAAUUUAAUGGUAUAAAUGCAACAAUAAUACAUCCUGCAACAGAAAAACAUAUCGAAAAAUUUCAAAGGAAAGAACUUCAUAUUAUAGAUGAAACUUAUGAACUUUAUCAAAAAAUUACUCUUCCAUAUAUAGAAUCAACUAGUUUUUCUAUAGAGUGGAUAUAUAAUAUUUUGGAACAUAAAGCAGAACAAGAUAAAAUUGUAUAUGAGGAUAAAGAUGAAAAAACUGGAUUUAUAAUAGUAAAUGAUUUGAAAUGGGAUGGACAACCAAAUACACUAAAAUUAAUAGCACUUCCAUUUCAAAAGAUUCGAUCUAUUAGAGAAUUAAAUGCAUUUCAUCUUCCUCUAUUAAAAAAUAUAAGAGAAACUGGAACUGCUGUAAUUGCUAAAAAGUUUAAUAUAUCUGCUUCUCAACUUAGAAUAUAUUUACAUUACCAACCAUCCUAUUAUUAUCUCCAUGUUCAUUUUGCAUAUCUUAUGUUUGAAACUCCAGGUAUAUAUGUGGAAAAAGCACAUCUUCUUUCUACUGUUAUAAGAAAUAUUGAAUUAAUGUCAGAUUAUUAUAUGAAAGCUAUACUUUCAUAUGUUGUUGCUGAACAAGAUCCUUUGUAUAUUAAAUUUUUGGAAGAAGGAAUUAUAAAUGAAGUAAAAUCUAAAAAUACAGAAGAUUAAAAAA
Molecule: messenger RNA, 1252 nt
Organism: Apis dorsata (giant honeybee)
Lineage: Eukaryota; Metazoa; Arthropoda; Insecta; Hymenoptera; Apidae
Gene: Dcps
Product: m7GpppX diphosphatase
Exons: 5
Coding region: 220-1248 (342 amino acids)
Biological process (GO): deadenylation-dependent decapping of nuclear-transcribed mRNA
Cellular component (GO): nucleus; P-body
Molecular function (GO): hydrolase activity; RNA 7-methylguanosine cap binding
Source: RefSeq, a predicted model, not a curated record